Messenger RNA from Panicum virgatum (switchgrass), 834 nucleotides. RefSeq names its product eukaryotic translation initiation factor 3 subunit G-like. The transcript has a single exon. Gene Ontology annotation, molecular function: RNA binding. The record is from RefSeq and is a predicted model, not a curated record. Bases 1 to 834 code for a protein of 277 amino acids. Lineage: Eukaryota; Viridiplantae; Streptophyta; Magnoliopsida; Poales; Poaceae.
AUGGGCUCCACCAAAGACAUCUCCCUCGACCGCCCACGCCCCUCAGCGAGCGAGGCUGACGAACCAGGCCCACCUGGUUCUGGCGAUCCGCCGCCGCUGGCGACGAAGGAGGCAGCAGGUGCCGUCGCCAUGGUUUGCACAACCUGCGGGAAGGAGGGCAACCACUCGGCACCCGAUUGCCCCUACAGGGAUCUCCUAGCAUGGGCCUCGAAGAGGCACGGGUCUCCUCCCGCACCUCACCGCGCGUCGCGUCGAGUCUGCCCGAUGUGCCUGCGUCCCCCGGACCCGUGGAGGUGGCGCUGGGACGACGACAGCUCCGUCCGCGUGACCAACCUGCCCGAGGGCACCCGCGAGCCCGACCUUUACAACCUCCUCGCCCCGUUCGGCAUCGUCAACCGCGUCUCCCUCUCGCCCGGGUCGCGGUCCGGCGUCGUCGAGCUCGACCAGGUCGAGGACGCGGAGGAGGCGAUCGGCUGGCUCGACGGGGAAGUCCCCGGAGCCGGAGGUUGCGUCCUCCGGGCCGAGUGGGCGGUGCCGUUCGACCCUCGCCCUCCCCCGAUCUGCGCGCGGUGCCUGCGGGACUCCGAGACCUGGAUCCGCGUGACCAAUCUCUCGCUGCGCACCCGCGAGCAGGACCUCUACAACCUGGCCUGCCCGUUCGGCAUCAUCGACAGCACCAGCCUUGCCGUGGAUGAUGAGGAGAGUGGAUCGCGCAGGCAGGUCGGCAUUGUCGAGUUCGAUCAGAGGGAAGUUGCCGUGGACGCGGUCAGGUGGCUCCAUGGGCAUGUUUACGAUGACCUGGUCCUAAGAGUUGAGGGCCCCUUGAAAUUGUGA